Ruditapes philippinarum (Manila clam) is the source of this 1158-nucleotide messenger RNA. RefSeq lists its product as uncharacterized. The transcript has 6 exons. Gene Ontology annotation, cellular component: cytoplasm. NCBI's taxonomy places the organism in Eukaryota, Metazoa, Mollusca, Bivalvia, Venerida, Veneridae. Gene Ontology annotation, biological process: protein refolding. The coding region runs from base 220 to 852 and encodes 210 amino acids. The record is from RefSeq and is a predicted model, not a curated record.
GAAAGGGCCGAGACUGACGGAAACCAGGCGCAGCGUAAUAUUAUCACGCGUGUGAUAAUUUCUCCACAUAUUCGACCUUGUCCACCGGUAAACAAAUGUCUCGAGUCUAAGAAAGUUUCAGCAAACAAAGAUUUAACCAGGAUGUAGACUGUCUAGCUGUCAAGUCCAACUCAAGAAAUUUGUUUAACUGUAGCAGUUUUCACCAAAAAAUUGGAAGUCAUGCGGCUCAUUCAAGUUAGAUCUGUUGCCAGUUUACUGAGACAGUGCAGGAGAAUCGAUUUUCAAUGUGCCUUUUGCCACCAGAACGUGCGGAGAGCAAGUGGCGAAUCGUUCUAUGAUGUAUUGGGUGUUUCUAAAAAUGCAACAGAUAAAGAAAUAAGGAUGGCUUUUCUUGAACUUAAUAAAAAGGUGAAUCCUGAUUCAGCCAACAAAUCUGUGCAGGAAAAAGUUGGGAGAGUCAAAGAUGCCUAUAAGGUACUCUGUAAUUCAACAACCAGAAAUAUAUAUGAUGAUAAAUUGAAACAAGGGUUAUUCAUGGGAGCUGAAGUGGUACCUACUGCAAUGAAUUGGGAUCCAAACCAGCCGAAGUAUUAUUACCUCCCAAAGUUUUAUACAGACCCUAUAUUAAGGAAGGAAGCAGAAAAUGCAUGGAAUAAAGUUAGGGAUGGAGUUGGUGAUGGUAUGUCGGACGAGGAGAAAUAUGACUCUGAAGUUUUAUUGCCAAUGUUUCGUCGGAAUUUUAAAUUUGCUUUAAUUAUGACAUUUUUCAUUAGUAUGAUGACUCUUUGGUAUGCAAUCACCACUUUACAAUUGUUUCGUGAUGUAGAACGGAGGGAGGCUAAGAGAGUAUAGUAUGUGAGCUCUGAUAGAUGAUCCAAAGUGUGCAGGAAAACAAGCAGUCUGGAAAUAUUUGUGCAUCGUGAGGAAAAAUUCAUGCUGUGUAAACUCUUAAUAGUUUUGAGUGUUCAAAUUUACAAUCACUCUAUAAUUUAUUCAAGACAAUGAAAGUGACUUGCGUGUAGAGAUUGAAUUAAUAAGUGGAAUUGAAUUUGUGAUACCUGUGCUAGCCUUAACUAAAAUGUCACAGUUUCAGUUGAUGUUGAUUUAUGAAAAGAAUUGUGUUGAAGUUGUAAAUAAAUAAAUUAUGUGGUUAAAGAA